AUGACAUGUCAAGAGGAUUGUUCAUGUAAGAAUAAUGAAGCCCCCACAACAAAGACAACUGCCACCACAACUAAUGUUGGUGAUGGCCCUGGCCCUGGCCCUAUCCCUGGCAAUAAUGAUGAUGAUGAUGAUGACAUUUGGUCAGAUGAUGAUACGAAACUAAUACCUGAAAAUGAUAUAAUACGAUCACAUUAUAAAAAAGGGUAUGUUGAUGGGAUAACUCAAGCUAAAGAAUCUUCAUUACAACAAGGAUUUGAUGAUGGAUAUCCUGAAGGUGCAAAAUUAGGGAUUAAAGUUGGUGAAAUUUUAGCAAAUUUAAUCAAUCAAUGUAAAGAUAGAAACAGACAAGGAGAUGAUGAUGAUGAUGAUGAUGAUGAACAACUGGUAAGAUUUAAUGAAGCGAAAAAGGAAUUGAAUAUAGUUAAUGUUUUAAAAAAAUCUUAUUUUGAUGAAGAUUUGAAUUUGAAAAAGAGUAAUGACAAUAAAGAAACUGAUGAAUCAUAUCAUGAAUUAAUUAAUAAAUGGGAGAAUGAAAUGAAAUGA
Candida albicans SC5314 is the source of this 543-nucleotide messenger RNA. It is a transcript of the gene YAE1, whose product is annotated as Yae1p. The record is from RefSeq and is a predicted model, not a curated record. Bases 1 to 543 code for a protein of 180 amino acids. NCBI's taxonomy places the organism in Eukaryota, Fungi, Ascomycota, Pichiomycetes, Serinales, Debaryomycetaceae. The transcript has a single exon.